CCAUGGUGCAGGUUCUGUUGUGCAGGUUCUUCCAGGAUGAUCCCGGAGUGCUGCGACCUGAACGCCCUGCGGGGAGCCGAGGACAGCGCAGGCGAAGCCGGAACCCGGCCAUGGUAAGGAGUGCGGCAUCCGUAAUCAGGCAGAUAGGCUGCCCAGACCCAGUAAGGAGUCCAGUGAUAUUGUCAGCAUUGUCCCGAGAGCAGGAAGAGUGGGCUUUGCUGGAUCCUUCUCAGAAGAAUCUCUACAGAGAUGUGAUGCUGGAGACCUGCAGGAACUUCACUUUUAUGGGAGUUUACUGAGGCUGCAGUCAUGGCUCUGAAACCUGUUUCUGAGGAUUAAAUGAAAGUCCAUCUUACAGAAAGUUGGAGA
Messenger RNA from Nannospalax galili (Upper Galilee mountains blind mole rat), 369 nucleotides. RefSeq names its product zinc finger protein 669-like. The record is from RefSeq and is a predicted model, not a curated record. The coding region runs from base 3 to 299 and encodes 98 amino acids. Gene Ontology annotation, biological process: regulation of DNA-templated transcription. The transcript has 4 exons. Lineage: Eukaryota; Metazoa; Chordata; Mammalia; Rodentia; Spalacidae.